Messenger RNA from Gadus morhua (Atlantic cod), 3781 nucleotides. It is a transcript of the gene st6gal1, whose product is annotated as ST6 beta-galactosamide alpha-2,6-sialyltranferase 1. Gene Ontology annotation, biological process: sialylation. The coding region runs from base 480 to 1976 and encodes 498 amino acids. Gene Ontology annotation, cellular component: Golgi apparatus. The transcript is spliced from 9 exons. Gene Ontology annotation, molecular function: beta-galactoside alpha-2,6-sialyltransferase activity. NCBI's taxonomy places the organism in Eukaryota, Metazoa, Chordata, Actinopteri, Gadiformes, Gadidae. The record is from RefSeq and is a predicted model, not a curated record.
CGGACAGAGCUGACUGCGCAGCUCCUUCUGCUGACAGAGCUCACUAAAGAGCACUCGAGAAGGAGGAGGAGGAGGAGGAGGCUGGUCGCAGACCAAAUAGUCCUUAGGGUCAACAACACACCGACCAUUUCAUUUUGAAUGUCGCCGGCCACGACAGCCUCAAAACGAUGAUGAUGUCGUCGAGUGUCGCGGGUCGGUUACCACGGCGGUGUCCUGCCAUCGACGAAUGUCUUCCUGUCAGAGGGGCAUCAGACAGACCGGUGGUCUGUUCAUCGGGAUAGAUUAUAUCGUAUAUGCUUGUAUUACAGUCUGGCUAGCCUCCAUCUUCGAGUCAAUCUGGCCACGUUAAAAUAUCGAACUAUCUAGUCCUGUCCUGAAAGCUUGGAGUCGGUGAGAUGAGGAGGCGAGUGGUAUAGAGCAGGUAGGAGAAUCACUAAGCAACGUCACCAACAAAGCCAGCGCUAUCUGGAGGGAUCACCAUGGUCUACAAGAUGACCGGGGCAGCGAUAGACCGGGUCAGCCUGCUGUGGCGGAUGAGACGGCGGGCCCGCCGCGGGGCCUUCUGCAUGGGCUUCUUCUGCAUCUCCAUGGCACUGCUCUACGCCCUUUGUGCAGAGAACAGUGUGCCCGUGACCGACGCCAUCUUUGGAGUGCGCGCACGCACCCGGGCCCAGCCACGCACGCACUCUGUCGUCAAGGUCCUGCGAGGAGGGACGAAGCCCCUCUACGCUGAUCCACAGAAGCUCCCAGGCGUCGUCCCCGGCAUCCCGAACCGACCAAUCCCUGUGCUCUCCUCCACCAACCACACCCAGGAAGUGAAGGAGGCCGCCUCGAAGAAGAAAGCCAAAGCGCGGGAGUCCGGCUUUUUUGCGUGGCUGCUGCCGCGCCCCUUCAGGCGAGCGCUGGAGACCCUGUUCGGAGGCCGGCGUCGCGGAGAGAUGAGCGGGACGGUGGGAGACACAGAGUUCUUCAAAGCCCACGGCAGCAUGGGCGAGGUGUGGGACGAGGAGAUGUCCAGCAGCAUGCUUGGCAGCCGGCUGAGGAAGGUGGUCCAGAACUAUCAGGCCAUGAACAAGUACGGAGUGGAGAACACCGGGCCGGGCGGCGUCGCCAGCAGGCCCAAGCUCAGCGGCCCGGAGCUUCUGUGCCAUCUAAAGAGUCAGGUACAGGUCUUGACCUUGACCCCCGACCUCCAGCCCUUCGCCUCACUGAGCUGGGCCUCCCAACUGCCUGACAAAGCGGUGACCUCUGAACUCGGCCCAUACAAGAGCUGCGCUGUUGUGUCGUCGGCUGGCUCACUCCGCAACUCCGGGCUUGGCAAAGAGAUAGACUCUCACGAUGCGGUGCUACGGUUCAACGCCGCGCCAACAUCUGGCUAUGAGAAGGACGUGGGCUCCAAAACUACAAUCCGCCUCAUCAACUCACAAGUGAUGGCGUCUGAUGACCAUCGCUUCCUGUCCAGUUCCCUGUACAGCGAGGGUGCUCUGGUGGGCUGGGAUCCAGCCCCCUUCUCUGCUAACCUCUCCCAGUGGUACAACAGGACCGACUACCCCAUCUUCGCUCAGUACCAGAGGUACCGGAGGCUCCACCCACUCCAGCCCUUCUACAUUCUCCAUCCACGCUUUGAGUGGCAGCUCUGGCAGCAAAUCCAAGACAACAUGGCAGAGCCCAUCCAGAAGAACCCGCCCUCCUCCGGCCUGCUUGGCACGGUGCUCAUGAUGUCCCUGUGCGAGGUGGUGCAUGUGUACGAGUUCCUGCCGUCCCGCCGUAAGACGGAGCUGUGCCACUACUACCAGCGGUUCUACGACGCGGCGUGCACGCUGGGCGCCUACCACCCGCUGCUCUACGAGAAGAACCUGGUGAAGCGCAUCAACCAGGGCACCGACCGGGACAUCUUCACCUACGGGCGGGUCACACUGCCAGGCUUCAGCACCCUGAACUGCACCCUGGCUCCGGGGAAGGCCCCGGGUCCCUGAAGGCUCCUGAAGGCCCCAGGUCCCGGGCUCCUGAAGGCCCCAGGUCCCUGAAGGCUCCUGAAGGCCCCAGGUCCCGGGCUCCUGAAGGCCCCAGGUCCCGGGCUCCUGAAGGCCCCAGGUCCCUGAAGGCUCCUGAAGGCCCCUGAAGGCCCCAGGCCACCUACACACACACACACACACACACACACAAACAUGAGUGCACACAUACACACACAAACAUACGGGCACACAUACACAGAUAAGCGCACACAUACACUUACACAAACACACAUAUUCACACACACAUAUUUGCACACAGACACACACUCCAGGGCUCCAGACUGCGGAGCCCCCCACAGUUCUCCUAGGGAAAAUAAGUUAGUCUGGAGCCCUGCACUCACACACACACACAUAUACACACACAAACACACACAUAAAUGCACACAAACAUACACACACACAGGCAUACACACACACACACACACACACACACACACACACACACACACACACACACACACACACACACACAUAUACGCACACAGACAAACACGCACGACAACAAAACAACAUCCAUACUAAUCACUUCAGAACAUGUAUGCACUUUUUCUGGAAUAACACAUGCUCUCGCAAAUGUACACGUGUGGGUGUGUGCGUGUAUGUGUGUGUGAACCAACUGCAGAAUCAAAUGCAUGAGUAAAAACGUCAUCGUUUUACCGCAAUGGACAAACAAUUUAAACAAAAUGGUUAGGAGCGACGCACCUUCAAGCCUCUGCAACAGCAAAGGGAAAGAUGUACCGUCACUGUUUUAAUGUUCACUGUGUUGUGUGUCGCCACAUUUCCAACAUGGGAAGAGACCCACAUAGCAGACGAUGACAGACACUUUACAAUCACUUUACAAUCUAUUGAUUAAAUGUGCCUGCUCUUUCACAUACAAAAGCUGAGGAAACGAUUCACAUUCACAUUGCAACGUGUAAAUAAACUGUCAUGUGUUAUACGUCCACUAUGGGCGCUGAAGAGCUGCUCGCCGUCGCUACAACCUUGAUUUUCUGAAAUGAAUGUCUGCAUGUCAGCCCGUAGUUACUGAAUUAGGUCAAGAAAUCUACUGAAAUGAACCCUGCAGCCUCAUCCCGAUGUGACUAGUUUUAGAAACGUAACCUACAUAUGUAAUACAAAGAGCGCCGUGAGCAGAAGAAGAGCCCUGACCUGCUCCUCAGAACUGCUUGGGAUCUGAAAGGGAUCUGAAAGCACAAGAACAACGGGAGGAUAAAAAAAGGGUUUCCUACUAUCAGAAAAUUUCCAUUUUCUUAAAUCAUUUUUAGUACAAUGUGAUUAUUAUGCUGCAUGGUAUUUAUCCCAACGUAUUGCACUGGUGGAGACGAGGAGAGUGAGGUAGUGAUAUGUUGGACUGGAGAGGGCCUUAUUGUAUUAUACUAUAUAUAUUAGGCUCUUUUAUGUCUCCAUGUGCAUUCCUCGUGUUGGGUGACCUCAAUUGCAAGAUCUUAAUGUACAUAUAAAAAAAGCACUGUUCACUGCCAAUUGGCUAACAAAAGAAAAUAUAUUUUAGGCUGUAGGCCUAAUAACCCUUUAGUUUGUUCAUCACUGCUUUUUGUUGCACUUUUCUUUGAACAUUCCCCUUCAUUUAGUAUGCAGGUUAUUUUGAAUUAAUAUUCAUGAAGGAACGUUACAAUUCUUAGGUUUAGUGAUUCCUAUAACAAUAUCUGCUUUUUAUGUUGAUACCUGAAUUGCUUCAUUUAAUGACAUGAAAAGGCGAAACAUGUUGAUCUUGAAAAGUCUACAUUUAAAAGAAAAAUGUAACCUGUGAA